Messenger RNA from Agrilus planipennis (emerald ash borer), 850 nucleotides. Its product is annotated as dual specificity protein phosphatase 23-like. Gene Ontology annotation, biological process: cilium assembly; protein dephosphorylation. The coding region runs from base 256 to 762 and encodes 168 amino acids. The record is from RefSeq and is a predicted model, not a curated record. The transcript has 2 exons. Lineage: Eukaryota; Metazoa; Arthropoda; Insecta; Coleoptera; Buprestidae. Gene Ontology annotation, molecular function: protein tyrosine/serine/threonine phosphatase activity.
GUGCAUUAUAUUGUGCGGAAAUAAUUAAGCAAAAUUUAUUUUCAUGGAAAACUGUAAAAUGUAGUAGAUAUGCAGAACAAAUGGAAACUCAACAAGCCCUUCAAUUUCUUUGAUUCAAUAGAUUACUUCGUAAUUUGCUCCAAAUCAUUUCGAAUAAGCAUCGAUUUUAUUUCCAAAAAUUGAGGUUAGCAUUUAAACUUAAACGCCUUGUCUCAAUAAACGUCUAGCAAGUGUAAUAAGGAAAUUAAUUUAUUCAUGAGUACAAGAAGUGCACAAAACGCAAGUGCAUCCGAAGAUGAGAUUGAAGAGCCAUGGAACUUUUCAUGGAUCACUCAAGAUGUCCUUGCUGCCAUGUCGUGCCCGUACAAGAAAAGUCAUAUUUUAUUUUUGAAAAGUGUCGGAAUAAAACAUCUAGUUACAUUAUCACCAGAUACCCGGCCUUAUCAUCAGACGGAUAACGGAAUUCAAUACCACGAAAUAGCUAUAGAAGAAUUCGAACCUCCGACCACCGAUCAAAUUAAAACAUUUAUUAGUCUUUGCGAAAAUGCCAAAAAUAAAAAAGAGCCUGUUGGUGUACACUGCAGGAUGGGCAGAGGAAGAACCGGCGUUAUGGUUGCGUGCUAUUUAAUGUAUUUUUUCAGUUUAACCCCUGACAGAGCUUUAACAAAUGUGCGAUUACAAAGGCCUGGAUCCGUUGAAACAUUUACGCAAGAAAGAAUUUUAUUUACAUAUUACGAUUAUUUGAGGACAAUGACGAAAUAAUGCCAGUAAAAUAUUGUUCCGUUUUACCUAUUUUUAUUGUAAUAUGUGUAGUUGGCGAAUAGUAAAUGAAUAAAUAAUUGUAAUUAAA